AAUUUGGGGGGUAAAAACGCAAGAAUCUUACCUCAAUCGGAGGAUACGUGAUUAACGAGGUUGAUGUACAAGAUGUGGCGGUAAUCCGACUUCUUGUUCCAGACAGGCAGACAGCAAUCGAAGAGAGAGAGAGAGAGGAGAGAGAGGAUAAUUGUCGGAGGGUGACGACGAACGAAUGAUGGCGGAACGCGGUGGUGGCAGAGGAGGAGGUUGUUGCCCGCCGAUGGAUCUGCUGCGGUCGGAGCCGAUGCACCUCGUUCAAGUCAUCAUCCCCAUCGAGUCCGCUCACCAGACCGUCGCUUACCUUGGCGACCUUGGCCUCAUCCAAUUCAAAGACCUGAAUGCGGAUAAGAGUCCAUUCCAGCGAACAUAUGCCACUCAGAUAAAAAGAUGUGCAGAGAUGGCGCGGAAAUUGCGAUUUUUCAGGGAACAGAUGUCUAAGGCUGGUUUGUUACCUUCAGCCAAAUCUUUGUCGCGAGCUGAUAUAGAUAUGGAUGACUUGGAGGUAAAACUUGGAGAACUCGAAGCUGAGCUGAUUGAGUUAAAUGGAAAUGGAGAAAAGUUGCAGCGUACCUACAAUGAACUUGUAGAAUAUAAGCUUGUUCUAGAGAAGGCUGGUGAGUUUUUCCACUCAGCACUAAGCACUGCUCAGCAGAUAGAAUUUCGAUCACAGCAGACUGGUGAAGAGUCGUUAGACACUCCUUUGCUAAUGGAGCAAGAAAUGACAACGGAUUCAUCCAAGCAAGUUAAGUUGGGGUUUCUCACUGGACUUGUUCCUAGGGAUAAAUCCAUGGCUUUUGAACGGAUUAUAUUUCGUGCUACAAGGGGUAAUGUGUUCCUGAAGCAAGCUGUACUUGAGGACCCUGUCAUCGAUCCUGUGUCAGGAGCGAAGGUUGAGAAAAAUGUAUUUCUGGUUUUCUACUCUGGUGAGAAAGCGAAGAACAAAAUUAUUAAAAUAUGUGAAGCCUUUGGUGCAAAUCGUUACCCUUUGCCAGAGGAGCUGGGCAAACAAGUCCUGAUGGUCACCGAGGUCUCAGGAAGACUCUCAGAACUGAAGACUACAAUAGACGCUGGCGCGCAGCUUCGCCGCAAUUUGUUACAAACAAUUGCUGAACAAUAUGAACAGUGGAAUCUUUUGGUGAUGAGGGAAAAAUCCAUUUACCACACUCUAAAUAUGCUAAGUAUUGAUGUGACGAAGAAGUGUCUCGUGGCAGAAGGAUGGAGUCCUGUUUUUGCAACAAAGCAGAUUCAGGAUGCAUUGCAGCGGGCAACAUUUGAUUCCAAUUCACAAGUUGGCGCCAUUUUCCAGAUUUUGCGCACAAAAGAGUCGCCACCUACAUAUUUUCGGACAAACAAAUUCACUUCUUCGUUUCAGGAGAUUGUUGAUGCAUAUGGGGUGGCAAAGUACAGAGAAGCAAAUCCUGCUGUAUUUACUAUUGUCACAUUCCCAUUUCUUUUCGCAGUCAUGUUUGGUGACUGGGGACAUGGUAUAUGCUUGUUACUUGGGGCAAUGUAUUUCAUAAUCAGGGAAAGGAAACUCUCCAGUCAGAAGCUUGGAGACAUUGCAGAAAUGACCUUUGGAGGUCGGUAUAUUAUUAUGAUGAUGGCACUCUUUUCAAUAUACACAGGCUUGGUCUAUAAUGAAUUCUUCUCGGUCCCAUUCGAGCUAUUUGGUCGUUCAGCCUAUGUGUGCCGCGAUCUUUCUUGCAGGGAUGCUACUACUGCAGGCUUAAUUAAGGUGGGUGACACCUACCCAUUUGGCGUGGAUCCUGUCUGGCAUGGUUCCCGCAGUGAAUUGCCGUUCCUCAAUUCGUUAAAGAUGAAAAUGUCAAUACUUUUGGGUGUAGCCCAAAUGAACCUUGGAAUCCUAUUGAGUUAUUUCAACGCCAAAUUCUUCCGUAGUAGUCUGAAUAUCUGGUUCCAAUUUGUGCCUCAGAUGAUAUUCUUAAAUAGCUUGUUUGGCUACCUUUCCCUCCUUAUCAUUAUAAAAUGGUGCACCGGAUCGAAAGCUGAUUUAUACCACGUAAUGAUAUAUAUGUUCCUGAGUCCCACCGAUGAUCUCGGCGAAAACCAGCUUUUUGUUGGCCAGAGAAAUGUCCAGCUUGUGCUACUACUGCUGGCCCUUGUUGCUGUUCCAUGGAUGUUGUUCCCCAAGCCUCUUAUUUUGAAGAAACAACACCAAAAUAGGCACCAGGGUCAGUCCUACAUGCCACUUCAUGGCACAGAAGAUACCUUACAGUUAGACGCAGCUCAUGAUUCCCAUGCUCACGAGGAAUUUGAUUUUAGUGAAGUGUUUGUGCAUCAACUUAUACAUACCAUAGAGUUUGUACUUGGAGCAGUCUCAAAUACAGCUUCGUAUCUUCGUCUGUGGGCCCUCAGCCUUGCCCAUUCAGAGUUGUCCAGCGUAUUCUACGAGAAGGUUCUUCUUCUUUCUUUGGGGUACAACAACGUACUAAUCCUUGUCGUGGGCAUCAUUGUUUUCAUUUUUGCCACCGUCGGGGUGCUGUUGGUGAUGGAAACUCUCAGUGCAUUCCUCCAUGCUUUACGACUUCACUGGGUGGAGUUCCAAAACAAGUUUUAUGAGGGAGACGGCUACAAGUUUCAUCCAUUCUCAUUUUCUUUACUCGGUGACGAGGAAGAGUAGAAGAAAACCCUGGCUGUUGAAACAGAGCUUCAGAGUGUGCAUAUUUUAUGAGCUUCAUUGAUUCGUUCAUUCAGAGGAAUAUGCGUAGAGAAUCGAUGGCAAUCUACCUUAUUAGCAGGGGAUCGUUUCCCUGGCAUUUGUUCGGGAUCGUUUCCCUGGCAUUUGUUACUUAUUUAUCCCCAAUAAGCAGUCUCUCCUUGUGAGGCCUGCAGCUAUGUAUGGUGACAAUCAUGUGUAAUGAUAAGUUAUUGUAUUUGCUUUGUUUUCCUUUUCUCAAAUAUUGCUUGUAUUUUGGUGGUUGGCUUGGGUGGCUGUGUUGGUGAAAGUUCAUUUUAAUCGCUUUUCAUUGA
Molecule: messenger RNA, 2994 nt
Organism: Rhododendron vialii
Lineage: Eukaryota; Viridiplantae; Streptophyta; Magnoliopsida; Ericales; Ericaceae
Product: V-type proton ATPase subunit a3-like
Exons: 18
Coding region: 176-2644 (822 amino acids)
Biological process (GO): vacuolar acidification; proton transmembrane transport
Cellular component (GO): vacuolar proton-transporting V-type ATPase, V0 domain; vacuolar proton-transporting V-type ATPase complex
Molecular function (GO): proton-transporting ATPase activity, rotational mechanism; ATPase binding
Source: RefSeq, a predicted model, not a curated record